UCCUUCACAUCUGUCAACAUACCUGGCUGCAAGCAAGUCACUGCCCGUGACCACUGUCUGCCAGAGCCAGAGAAAGCAGGAAAGAAAACAGAGGAGAACACCUCAAUUUUGUGGAAAAUUUUGGAGAAAAGUAGAAGCCCAGUGUGGAUGCUUCUUCCCAACGUCCCAAACUCUUCAGCAAGGACUGGAAUAGUCCUGGGGUAUCACUACUAAGUCAAGAAGGAAGCUGAGAGAAGACUUUCAGCUGAAUUCAGCAAUCAAGGGCUUGAUACACUGAAGGAUUUGGGUGCAGACAAGCAAAGGGAAGUUGCGUUCAGCUUUGAGUGAAGCACAACUCCUCACAGGCCUGAGUUCUCCCGGUAAGAAGUCCUUGUGCCAGCGAAAGGCCAUCUGUCACUCUUCCACAUUCCACAGAGAAGAUCUUGAAGACUGUUGCUGCCAAAUCAGGCUGGCAUCAAUCCCAGUUUCUCCUCUGAGAUUCCACAGAAGGUCCUGAUGGAGGAGGACAAUGCCCAGAAAGAGGAGCCCCAGGAGAAUGGAGCCAGUGAUGUGCGGCACUUAGAUUCCAGCAACAUUAUGGCAGAGCAUAGCCACGUGCAACAACAGCAUGGUAGUUUAGAGGCAAGCUUUGCCUCAAAUUCCCUGGAGAACGAUUCCCAAAACAGGAUGGAGAGUCUGAGCUCAAAGAAAUAUUCUUCCAGCCUGAGAUUUAAAGCCAACGGAGACUAUUCUGGUUCCUAUUUAACGCUCUCACAGCCUGUGCCUGCGAAGAGAAGCCCUUCCCCUUUGGGAACGAGUGUCAGAAGUAGCCCCUCCUUGGCCAAAAUCCAGGGAAGCAAGCCGUUCUCUUACGAUGGAACUGACAAAAAUAUCGCCGUGAAGCCUCCCACUCCUUUACGCAGCGCUUCACCCUCCCUCGGCGGCUAUGCUCGUGGGAAAGCGGACUUUGAUCCUUAUUCUGGCCGGGACAGUGAGAGGUCCUUGAGGCUCUCCGAGAAGCCUCCCUAUUCCAAACAUAGCUCAAGGAAUAAGUCGCACGACAAUGUGUACUUUCUCGGGGGCCCGGAAAGCCGAAAGGCCUCCGGCUCGCUUCUGGCCAUGUGGAAUGGAGGCUCCCCCGGGGACACUGGCCCCUGCCCCACCAGCAGGUCAGGGGCAGCGAGCAUGCCUUCCAGUCCAAAGCAAGCCAGAAAAAUGAGCAUCCAGGACUACCUGAUGCUUCCGCCCAAGUUGACCAGACACAGGGAGCCGGCAUCUGAAAACAUCAGUUUAAGAACUAGGAAGUAUUCGGGCAGCAGCCUGAGUCACAUGGGAGCCUAUAGCCGAUCGCUCCCCAGGCUGCACAAGGCCACGGAGAACCAGCUGAAGCCUCUCAGUUUGCCCCCAAGAAACUCUCUGGGCAAUUCCAAACGAACAAAAUUGGGGGAAAAAGAUCUACCUCGUAGCGUAAUAGACAAUGACAAUUACCUGAAUUUUUCUUCUUUGAGCUCAGGGGCUUUACCCUACAAAACCUCUGUGUCUGAGGGCAGUCCUUACGUAAGUUCCACACUCAGUGUCCCGGGCAGUCCUCGCCUGGCUCGGAAGAUGCUUCUGGCCUCCACCUCCUCCGGUACCUCCGACGACCUUGAUAAGGCCUCCUACUCGGGGACCAGCUCGGGCCAUUCAUUUCCUCCCAUAGAGCCAGACAGAGUGUUUACGGCCAGGAGGAACUUCUCUUGUGGAUCUGUGGAGCUGGAUGAUGCAGAUUUGGAGAGCCUCAGACAGGCCUCAGGAACUCCGCAGCCCGUCCUUCGGGAACGGAAAAGCAGCAUUAGUUCCAUUUCAGGACGCGACGACCUGAUGGAUUAUCACCGGCGGCAAAGGGAGGAGAGACUCAGGGAGCAGGAGAUGGAGCGACUGGAGAGACAGCGUCUGGAGACGAUCCUCAGCCUUUGUGCUGAAUACUCAAAGCCUGACAGUUGCUUGUCCACUGGCACCACGGUGGCGGACGUACAGAAAAUCAAUAAGGAGCUUGAGAAGCUGCAGCUCUCUGAUGAGGAGUCUGUGUUUGAAGAAGCCCUGGUGAGCCCCGAUGUCAGAUACAGGUGCCACCAGAAAGGCUCUGGCCAGGAUGCAGACUUGGCAGCCUUCGGGAGCCUCAGUCAGAGCAGUGCCAGCUUCCUUUCCCCCAGGAGCGCCGUGAAUGAGGAGCUGCUCAGGGACCUCACCAGGACUCCCCCACCACCCCCCUCUGCUUUUCUGAAAGCUUCCAACGAGUCCACUUACUUAAGUAUCCUACCAAAGACGCCAGAGGGUAUAAAUGAGGAACAAAAGAUUCAGGAGUUGGCUGCCAUGGAAGAGGCCCGGAUAGCAAUCCUGAACAACCUCGAGGAACUUGAACAAAAAAUCAAAGAUAUAAAUGACCAGAUGGAUGAAUCUUCCCGAGAGUUGGAUAUGGAAUGUGCUCUUCUGGAUGGAGAGCAGAAAUCUGAAACAACCGAACUGAUGAAAGAGAAGGAAAUUUUGGACCAUCUAAACCGGAAGAUAGCAGAACUGGAAAAGAACAUCGUUGGUGAAAAGACCAAGGAGAAGGUAAAGCUUGAUGCUGAAAGGGAAAAACUAGAGAGGCUUCAGGAGCUUUACUCCGAGCAGAAGACGCAGCUGGACAAUUGUCCUGAGUCCAUGAGAGAACAGUUACAGCAACAACUGAAGAGGGAUGCUGACCUGUUGGAUGUUGAGAGCAAACACUUCGAGGACCUGGAAUUCCAGCAGCUUGAGCACGAGAGCCGUCUAGACGAGGAAAAGGAGAACCUGACCCAACAGCUCUUGCGUGAAAUGGCCGAAUAUCAACGGAACAUUGUUACUAGAAAGGAAAAAAUUUCUGCAUUGAAAAAACAAGCCAAUCACAUUGUCCAGCAGGCUCAGAGAGAACAAGACCACUUUGUGAAAGAAAAGAAUAAUUUAAUAAUGAUGCUGCAAAGGGAAAAGGAAAAUCUUUGUAAUUUGGAAAAGAAAUACUCCAGCCUCUCUGGGGGGAAAGGGUUUCCUGUCAAUCCAAAUGUGCUGAAAGAGGGCUAUAUCAGUGUAAAUGAAAUUAAUGAGCCAUGUGGCAAUUCCACGAAUCUAUCCCCUUCCACUCAGUUCCCUGCUGAUGCUGACGCUGCUGCCACUACGCCCGCCACAGCUGUACUGGUGAGCCAGCCACAAAAUAAAGAGCAAAGAUCACCUGUCUGUCCCGGAUUUAUGUUUCCUUCUACCCUUUCUCCUCAUCCUGUCACUCAGCCUCCAUCAGCCCCUUGGCCUGAAGCCAUGGCUCCAUCUGUCGAUCCUUUCCCUUUAAAUGACACUCCUCCUCCUCUACCAGCUAAGAAACACAGGAGGCAGCCGCAGCAGGAGCAGCAGCACUUUAGAAGUCUGGAAGAGAGGAAAAAACAGCACAAAGAAGGCCUCUAUCUGAGUGACACUUUGCCUCGAAAGAAAACCACACCUUCCAUAUCCCCACAUUUCAGCAAUGCUACUCUGGGGAGAAGCACCGCCCCAAAGGCUCACUUGCCCCUGGGACAGAGCAACAGCUGUGGCAGUGUGCUCCCUCACUCGCUGGCGACCAUGACCAAAGACUCUGAGUCUCGGAGGAUGCUGAGAGGAAAGUCCAAGAAAGGAAGAAUGAAUUUCCCAGCAGGGUAUAAUCACCAACAGAUGAGUGAAGGACAAAGGCAGAAAUCUUCCGAAUUUUACAACCGCACAGCGUCGGAAUCAAAUGUCUACUUGAACAGUUUCCACUACCCAGAUCACGGCUACAAGGACCAGGCCUUCGAUACUCUGAGCCUAGACAGCUCUGAUAGCAUGGAGACCAGCAUCUCUGCUUGCUCUCCUGACAAUAUUUCCAGUGCCAGCACUUCAAAUAUUGCCAGAAUAGAAGAAAUGGAGAGGCUUUUGAAGCAGGCCCAUGCAGAGAAGACACGGCUGCUUGAAUCCAGGGAACGGGAAAUGGAAGCCAAAAAACGAGCUCUGGAAGAAGAGAAAAGACGCCGAGAACUCCUGGAAAAACGAUUGCAGGAGGAAACGAGCCAGCGGCAGAAGUUAAUUGAAAAGGAAGUGAAAAUAAGGGAGAAACAAAGGGCACAGUCUCGACCUUUGACACGCUAUCUGCCUGUCCGGAAGGAGGACUUCGAUUUGCGGAGCCACGUGGAGACUGCGGGCCACAGCAUCGACACCUGCUACCACGUGUCCAUCACGGAGAAGACCUGCCGAGGGUUCCUCAUCAAAAUGGGCGGGAAAAUUAAAACUUGGAAAAAACGCUGGUUUGUUUUUGAUCGGAACAAGCGUACAUUCUCUUAUUAUGCAGACAAGCAUGAAACUAAAUUAAAAGGAGUAAUAUACUUCCAAGCCAUUGAAGAAGUGUACUAUGAUCACCUCAAGAAUGCUAAUAAGAGCCCCAAUCCAUUACUCACCUUCAGUGUCAAGACACAUGACAGAAUCUACUAUAUGGUGGCCCCAUCGCCGGAAGCCAUGCGGAUCUGGAUGGAUGUUAUAGUGACUGGGGCAGAGGGUUACACUCACUUCCUGUUGUAGUGAACUGGAGCAACAGUCCACUUCAGGGCAUACUGCAAUAAUCUCUUACAAGAAUGAAGCCAUAAUCUGUCCCAGAGGGAAAGACCCAACAGACCCAUCCCUUUUGCUGUGUAUACUCAGAACUCCUUUUGUAUUAACAGGAAGUCAUUUGUGAAUGAGAAAUAAGAAGUUUUAAUGCAAGGCUUGGUCAAAAAUAGCAAAAAAAUUGAAGCACCUCUGAGAAAGAAAACACUAUUUUGGUAAAGAGCAUCACUUAUAAGCGCAUUUCUAAUAAACUAUUUUUAUUCAUUGUUGAUUUUGGUGAACUAAACAGUUUACAAAAUGUAUAUACUUGGAAAUAUGAAAUUAUUUUAGUGCCCAAAUCAUUGGCGUUGACAUUAUUGUAGUCCACUGGCUUUUUAAAACUAGGAACAUUUUGCUGAAGAUUAUUUUAUAAAUAUAAGCAAACAAGGGCUUGGAGAAGAAUAUAUUGUAGGAGGAGCUUUUGCCCUAAUUUUUUAAGUAUUGCACCAAAACCAAAGACUUGAUGUGACUUCUGUUUAAUGACAGUAGUUUCAAGAGAUAAACUUCACUAGUGUUACUCUACACUUUAAAAUGGUACUUCGAUGACAUCAAGUGCCCAGGAAGUUGACAUGGAAGAGUCACCACCAGUGUAAGCUAGUCUACAUGUACAGCAAACCACUUUUUGUAAAAGGAGAAAGAACAAAACGCUGUAUGGUUUAGAAAGAAGCUGUUUUAGACAGAUACUCUGUCACACUGGGCAAUUUAUAAAACGGAGUACUUAGUGUUAGGUGCUUAUUUUCCUGAAGAGUUCUCCAUUCCCACUGCUGAGAAUGAAGAUAACCACUAGCCAAUUUCCUUAGAUCGUCUGAUCUUUCUUUCUUGUGGAGCACACCUCUUAAUUGCAGCCUCGCGUGAUAUAACUAUGAAAUCAGAGCUGUUUUUUUUUUAAACCAAAGAACAGACCAAUUAAAAUACUUAUUUACAGAAGUGCUGUGGUUUUAUAAAAAAGUCAAAUGAAGUUCAACAAUGUUCUCUGUAAUGUACUCUUUUGUUAUAUAUUUCUUUAUAAUAAGCCUUUGUUGUUUAGAGUUAAAUUAAUUUUUGUUGAAUUAAAUGACUUCAGGCAAGUCUUUUUCAUAACGGUUUUCUAAGUGCCAUUUGUCAUGGUUUGUUAUGUUGUGUGUUUGUAAGUAUGAAUGUAUACUUUCCUAAAACUUGGCAAAUGAAUAGAAGUAGGAAAUAAUGACAUUACUUCCUAGUACAAGGUAAGAUGAUUACAUUGGAAGUGUCUAUGUUUGUCAGGCCUGACUGGGUACAGGUUUUUUACACUUGCGGUGUGCUUUAUCCGCAUGUGUACAUACUGCCAAUCAUAAGGUUUUGCAACUGGAUGACACAUGAUUCCACUUGAACAUUGGAGGACAGCAUUACGAUGGCAGAAGACAUUUUUAUUAUCAGACAUCCCCCCUAGAUUCUGUAAUGAUCUGAAAGAGUGGAACGCCAUUGCUAAAAUUUUCUUGGUUAAUGUAAAGAUACCAUUUUUCUGUACUGUACUUUUUGCCAUAGGAUUGUAAAGAUAUUCUAAUCAACUUUAUAUCUUGCAUGAUGUAGUAAACCUUUGAACUAUGUGUGUUAAAAUAUGUUGAAUUUGGAUUAAAGUGUUGAUCAGACUUCA
Messenger RNA from Artibeus jamaicensis (Jamaican fruit-eating bat), 6226 nucleotides. It is a transcript of the gene PHLDB2, whose product is annotated as pleckstrin homology like domain family B member 2. The record is from RefSeq and is a predicted model, not a curated record. The coding region runs from base 496 to 4551 and encodes 1351 amino acids. Lineage: Eukaryota; Metazoa; Chordata; Mammalia; Chiroptera; Phyllostomidae. Gene Ontology annotation, cellular component: basal cortex. The transcript is spliced from 23 exons. Gene Ontology annotation, biological process: regulation of microtubule cytoskeleton organization.